AUCCCGGGCUGGAUGACUGAGGCAUUUCAGACGUGGGCUGAGCCAGCGCCGGCGAGCAAGCUCAGGAGCUGCAGCGAUCUCUCGAUAAGCCACCUAGAGGCGACUCUGCGCGCGCUCCCCAGUGGCUCCCCGCCCUCCCUCUGAUCAUGUUGACAUAUUCACAGGACAGGCAGUAGUACCGAUGCGGCGCUGCGACGUUACAGUUUCCGACACCUUCUUUUUAUAACUCGGCUCUAUCCCCCAGCACUCGACCUGUGAAAACCACGCCUAUGCAGCAACACAAUUGGUCCGAAAGCGUCAAAGAGCCAAUCAAGAGGCCUCCGGCUCCCCACAGCCCACAGCAGAGCCCGACCUUCUAGAGCCGCCGAGCAGACGCCCGGGGAAUUCUAGAGGCGGAGGAGGGUGGCGCGGAGCUCUCGCUCGCUCGCUCUCGCUCCCUCCCUCUCCUCGCGCUCCCUCUCCCGCUCCGUCCCUUUCGCUCUCUUCUGUUUCUCUCUCUCUCUCCCUCUCUCUCUCCCCUUUUCAGUCCCCCCCCCCGUAAAUCCUCCCUGCCCUGCGCGUCUGGACGCAGAUUAGGAAACGAUUUCGCUCACGUUUUAGGACAAGGAAGACAGGCGCGGGAGGAGAGCACGGCAAGACUCGGAUUGCAACCCAGACACCCUCCGGAGGCUCGGAGCAGAGGAAGGAGGAGGAGGGCGAACGGAAGCCAGUUUGCAGUUCAAGUUUUGAUAGCGCUGGUAGAAGAGAGCUUAAAUCAGAGAGUUGUUUUUUGUUUUUAAGGCGAGAGACUUUGCCGCUCUCUCGCUCGCUGGUGAAGCCGGGUCUAGCGCAAUUGCAGACACCUCCAGCGAGAAAGAGGGUGAGGAAGACAGACAGGGGGGCGGGGAAGAAGAAGGAGAAGAAAAGGUAAAAAGUCUCCGAGUGGAGCCCUUCGCAUUUGCAACAAAGAACUGGGGGCUGGGGAGCGAUUCCCGGGACCAGGGGUUGCCGUGUCUACUUCGGCGAAGCAGCGGGGCUCGGGCACGGGUGAGACCCUGCUCGCUCCUCUCGCCCGUGAAACCGACUUCCAGGAGCGGCUUUUUAAAAAACGCAAGGCACAAGGACAGUCACCCAAGCGACUAUGUCUCCUGGUUUCUCGCCUUGCCCUCUUUAAAAGCGGCAUCCCCCCUCCCCAAAAGACACUUUUCCUCCCCCUUCCCUAGGGUGCUUGAGUGGUGAUUUUUCCCUUUUUCCUUUCUUUCCUCCCCCCCCCCUUUUUCAAACUAUGGGCUGCUGUUAAAAACCAAAAACAAAACCAAACAGCAGCUGCGGACUUGUCGCCGGCUGGAGCCCAGCGCCCCGCCUGGAGUGGAUGAGCCUCUCCAUGAGAGAUCCGGUCAUUCCUGGGACAAGCAUGGCCUACCAUCCGUUCCUACCUCACCGGGCGCCGGACUUCGCCAUGAGCGCGGUGCUGGGUCACCAGCCGCCCUUCUUCCCCGCGCUGACGCUGCCUCCCAACGGCGCCGCGGCGCUCUCGCUGCCGGGCGCCCUGGCCAAGCCGAUCAUGGAUCAAUUGGUGGGGGCGGCCGAGACCGGCAUCCCUUUCUCCUCCCUGGGGCCCCAGGCGCAUCUGAGGCCUCUGAAGACCAUGGAGCCCGAAGAAGAGGUGGAGGAUGACCCCAAGGUGCACCUCGAGGCCAAAGAACUUUGGGAUCAGUUCCACAAGCGGGGCACCGAGAUGGUCAUUACCAAGUCGGGAAGGCGAAUGUUUCCUCCAUUUAAAGUAAGAUGUUCUGGGCUGGAUAAAAAAGCCAAAUAUAUCUUGUUGAUGGACAUUAUAGCUGCUGAUGACUGUCGAUAUAAAUUUCAUAAUUCUCGGUGGAUGGUGGCGGGUAAGGCUGACCCUGAAAUGCCAAAGAGAAUGUACAUUCACCCAGACAGCCCUGCUACCGGGGAACAGUGGAUGUCCAAAGUUGUCACUUUCCACAAACUGAAACUCACCAACAACAUUUCGGACAAACAUGGAUUUACUUUGGCCUUCCCAAGUGAUCACGCAACGUGGCAGGGGAAUUAUAGUUUUGGUACUCAGACAAUAUUGAACUCCAUGCACAAAUACCAGCCCCGGUUCCACAUUGUGAGAGCCAAUGACAUCUUGAAACUUCCUUAUAGUACAUUUCGGACUUACUUGUUCCCUGAAACCGAAUUCAUCGCUGUGACGGCAUACCAGAACGAUAAGAUAACCCAGCUAAAAAUAGACAACAACCCUUUUGCAAAAGGUUUCCGGGACACUGGAAAUGGCAGGAGAGAAAAAAGAAAGCAGCUUACCCUGCAGUCCAUGAGGGUGUUCGAUGACAGACACAAGAAGGAGAACGGCACCUCGGAUGAGUCCUCCAGCGAACAAGCAGCCUUCAACUGCUUUGCUCAGUCCUCCUCUCCAGCUGUCUCCACUGUAGGGACCUCGAACCUCAAAGAUCUGUGUCCCAGCGAGGGUGAGAGCGACGCCGAGGCCGACAGCAAAGAGGAGCACGGCCCAGAGGCCUGCGACGCGGCCAAGAUCUCCACGACCACGUCGGAGGAGCCGUGCCGCGACAAGGGCAGCCCCGCGGUCAAGGCGCACCUCUUCGCCGCCGAGCCGGGCGGCCGGCCCCGGGACAGCGGGCGGCUGGACAAGAGGCGGUGGGGUUGGCGGUGGGGGGAGGGGAGAUGGACGGGCGAGGUUGGCUCCUCCCCAUCGCGCAGACCCUGCUCGGCGGAUUCACUGCCUGCGUUUCUCCCCCCCCUCCCCCCGCAGGGCCUGGCCAUGUCGCCCUUCGGAAGCCUGUUCCCUUACCCCUACACGUACAUGGCCGCGGCGGCCGCUGCGUCGUCGGCCGCAGCCUCCAGCUCCGUGCACCGCCACCCGUUCCUCAACCUGAACACCAUGCGCCCGCGGCUGCGCUACAGCCCCUACUCCAUCCCCGUGCCGGUCCCCGACGGCAGCAGUCUCCUCACCACCGCCCUGCCGUCCAUGGCCGCGGCCGCGGGGCCCCUGGACGGCAAAGUCACCGCGCUGGCCGCCAGCCCGGCCUCGGUGGCCGUGGACUCAGGCUCGGAACUCAACAGCCGCUCCUCCACGCUUUCCUCCAGCUCUGUGUCCUUGUCGCCCAAACUCUGCCUGGAGAAGGAGGGGGCCACCAGCGAACUGCAGAGCAUACAGCGGCUGGUCAGCGGCUUGGAAGCCAAGCCGGACAGGUCCCGCAGCGGGUCUCCGUAAACCCCUCCCCAGAAAAAUCUCUUCAUUCCAGUCCAGUCCAGUCUGCAGUGCACUUUGUUGGAUGUAAAAUAAACCACGGGCGUGCAGUGGGGUUGGCCCUCCUUUGUGCAGUCCUGUUUGGGAAGGGGUGCCGGACUCCCUCUAGAGAAUGUGCUAGAAACAGGCCCUGUCUUCUUGGCGUGGUUUAUAUAUCCGGGAUCUGGCUCAGUUUCUGGGGCUCAGAAAUGUCUGUUGCAUUGAGCUAUUGGGGUGGGAGUGAAAACAUUUUUAUGGCCAGAGCACCUCCAGCCAGGCUGGUCUGGGAGCUGUGGGAAGAAAAAGGUAGCCAGGCCCACCAGGAGGGGAGGUGUUGAAAGGCUUCUCCCCCAGUGCAGAUUUAUAUAUUUUUUCCUUCACCGUGUCAAGUAGAAACAAAAACAACCAAAAUUUAAAAAAUAUAUACUGGGGACAACGAGUACAUUAACAUGAGUCUCUUUGUGAAGAUUAAAAACUUUAUAGUGACUUGCAUAUCAGUUCUAAAUAAAUUACGGAGUAGCAUUGUUUGGGGAGGGAAGUCAUUGCCAUCCUUGUUUGGUCUCUAUUAAGGAAAUCUGUGUCUUUUUAAUAUUCUUGUGAUGUUUUAAGAGCCGCUAUAGGUCUCUUCUUGCAUGUUCCACAGUAAUGUAUUUGUGGUUUUUAUUUUGCUUGCUUUUAGAAAAAGAACAUGACCCCACACCUUCUCCCCUCCCCCCCCAUUCUCUGCCCUCCAAUCGGCAACCCCAAGGGGGAGGAUUUAAAGGGAAGGGGUGGGGAAAACAAAAAAAAAGUGAAUUUAUUUUAUCUAAGCUCUGUAGCAGGAUUUAUGUCCUUCUUUGACAGUUCUCUUUCCUGUAUAUGCAAUAACAAGGUUUUAAGAAAAAUAAUAAAGAAGAAGCGAGACUAUUAGACAAAGUAUUUAUGUAAUUAUUUGAUAACUCUUGUAAAUAGGUGGAAUAUGAAUGCUCGGAAAAUUAAACUUUAAUUUAUUGACAUUGUACAUAGCUCUAUGUAAAUAGGGUCGCAGCUGUCAGGUUUUGUGUUCUUAUUUUCCUUUCGUCGAUUUUAUUUCAAGGUCACAGGAUCGCUUUCAAAACUAGAAAACACACUUUCUGCACCGACACCAACACACUUUUCAAACAGAGUUGUCUGCAAAAAAAAAAAUCGUUUCUUUUUUAGUGUCCAUUUCACCCCAAAGAGGGGAGGUGGAGCCACUUCCCCGCUCACUGUAAAUUUCCUUAAAGUAUAACACCCCAAGUGUGGUUCUGAGAUUGCUUGGGGGGGUGGGGGGGAGGGGAGUGCAGAGGCUGUGGUUUGACUUUCUAAUUUUUCUUUUGUAUUUGUAUUUGCUAGUCUGAUUUCUUCAAAACGAAGUGGAAUUGACUACUGUCUUCAAUAUUGAUGGUGUUUUGAAUUGGUGCCUAUAGAGAGAUAUUCACAGUUCACAAGUCAGGUGCUGAGAGAUGGUUUAAAGACAAAAAUUCACGAAGGUAUAUUUUGUUAUAAUUGAUGAGUUCUUUGGUUUUCUGUAUUUCUUCCCCUCUCUUUAAAAACAUCAUUGAAAUUUCA
This is a messenger RNA of Ailuropoda melanoleuca (giant panda), 4816 nucleotides long. It is a transcript of the gene TBX3, whose product is annotated as T-box transcription factor 3. Gene Ontology annotation, cellular component: chromatin; nucleus. The record is from RefSeq and is a predicted model, not a curated record. Gene Ontology annotation, molecular function: DNA-binding transcription factor activity, RNA polymerase II-specific; RNA polymerase II cis-regulatory region sequence-specific DNA binding. Lineage: Eukaryota; Metazoa; Chordata; Mammalia; Carnivora; Ursidae. Gene Ontology annotation, biological process: positive regulation of DNA-templated transcription; regulation of transcription by RNA polymerase II; cell fate specification.